GCGUUUCAAACAUGGAGGACACUUCAUUUCCCGCCAAAACUUAUUGUCAAUGCAGCGAUCGAUGCGGGUACGAGGAAAUCGAAAUUUGUAGAGUGAAUAUUAUCUAGUUCGGAAAUUAAUGAGGAAAUAACAGUUAAUUAUGGAUCCAAGUGAAGUAGAGUUUCUUGGUGAAAAGGAGUUGGUCUCAAUUGUGCCAAACUUUACCUUCGAUAUGAUCCAUUUGAUAUCGGGAUCAGUUGGGCCUUUUCGUGCUGGUAUACCUGUCAAAGUUCCAAUCUGGUUAGCAGUGAAUUUGAAACAGCAACAAAAGUGUCGAAUUAUUCAUCAGGAUUGGAUGGAUGCCGAUAUCUUGAACGAAGCGAAAGAAGAAGAAAAAUUAUCGAAAUUGUUUACCAAAAUGCCUAGCAAUCAUUACAUAGACGAAGCGCAACUUCUACUAAGCCAUGGCAGUGAAGAUAUACCUGAUUCAGACAGGAUAAGGACAGCAAUAAAGGAUAUAUGGGACAUAAGAAUGUCCAAGCUACGUACAUCAAUAAGUGCCUUUCUAAAAAGUGAAGGUCUACAUGCAAAAUUGGAUCAUUUAACUGCCAUGGAAAUUAAUAGUGUAAGACCUUUGUUACCACAUGCUUUGGAUCAGAUGUAUAGGAUUCAAAAUAUGGACAGGAUGACAGACUCAGAAAUGCCAGAUAGUUCUCAAAGCUUAUAAAGUUGAGAUUGUUAUAUUUUUAAAUUAUCUUGUAUGUAUAAUAUAGUAAUGGUAUUUGUGUAUUAUUAAGUUGCAUUGCAUUUGAUUAGUCAAUUUUAUAUAAAUGGAAAAGAUUAUUGGUAUGGAUAAAAAAAAUGUUACUCUACUGAUCUGUAAUAUACGAACAUGAUAUAAUA
Molecule: messenger RNA, 882 nt
Organism: Nomia melanderi (Alkali bee)
Lineage: Eukaryota; Metazoa; Arthropoda; Insecta; Hymenoptera; Halictidae
Gene: Psf2
Product: DNA replication complex GINS protein PSF2-like protein
Biological process (GO): DNA replication; double-strand break repair via break-induced replication
Cellular component (GO): GINS complex; nucleus
Source: RefSeq, a predicted model, not a curated record